AUGGCUACCGCUACUGCGACAGCGAGACAGAUUCGUCUCUCGCGCGAAGACGAAGGCAUCGUGGCCCAUCAGGUGAGGGAGGAUUCCGCCCGCGUGGCGAGUGAAGUCUUGCAGGAUGAUAUGCAGUCGCAUCAUGUGUUUUUUAAUCAGAUGGGGUUUCAUAACCACAUCCCCCAUCACAUCCUGAGCAUCUGGGCCCUGGGCGCAUCGCCCGAGCAGAUCCAAGCUGCGUACGACAGUAACAAAACCUAUCAGCGGCGGGCGCUCCCGGUGGAUGAGAAGGUGGUGCAAGGAUUGACGGAUGCGGGGACGUUUCUGGGUUAUCUGGGGAAAGAGAAGCAUUAUAGUAAUUAUUUGGCCUUCUUUCAACAGCAGAUUGAGGCCAAAGGAGUGGAACCGGUGCUGCACGAGUAUUUGUUCUCCGGGACGGAGGUGGCGGAGAGGAUGUUGGUCAUGUUGUUUGGAGGUCUCAUUCAUCCGUUCAUUCACUUUGGGUUUGGAAUCGAGUUUAAUCAGCCGGCGCUUGUUGCCGAAGGUCUGGCGCAGACGGCCGUUCAUGAUCAAUGGACGGGUCCGUUGUUCUUCUGGCCCGUGGAGAAAGCGGCCGGGGGGGUGGGCAAGCCGGGGAAGAAGUCCAUGCUACAGAUUCUAGAGGAGAUUCAUGCGGAUGAAAAGCUGGCACGGUCUGCGCGGUGGGAGGACAGCGGCCGGAUGCAGAAUGGGGUGCUCAAGAGGGCGGCAGAUGAGAUGAUCAAGUAUGCGGCGCAGUUUACGGUCUCGGAGGAGCAGAUUGAGGAGAAGACGGCGGAGGUUAUCAAUACUGUGGCGUACUUUGCCAGUGCUGCGCAGCGUCCCGAUAAGCAGAUCAAGUUCGAUUUCUUCUACCUUCAUGGUGUCACCUCGUCGAUAUUCCUAUCUAAGAUCAUCACGCUGCCAUUCUUGGAUGCCCGGGCUAAAGCGCGGCUGCUGGAGUGGACGGGUCGUCUAGAUCUGAUGCUCUAUGUAGCUUACGGGACGGCGGAGCUCCGUCUGGAUGAGAUUACGAAUUAUCCGGCAACGAAGAGCUGGGAGACUAUCUUUGCCUACAGUCGUGCGCAGGCGAGUGAUGAUGGACAUCUGCCAAAGUUGGUCAGAGCGUUGAAGAAUGGCGAACAGGCUUGUCGUCCGUUUGAGGAUCGGGCUGAAGAACUUGGCUUGAAGAUCACGGGUGAUAUGUGGUUGAAGAUAGCGAAUAUGGUGAUGGAUUCCACUUCCGGUCAGAGUUCCUUAUGGGUCCGUGGCGCAGGCUUCGACGAGGCCUGGAAGGACUUUGGGGGACGAUCUCGUCUGUGA
Aspergillus ibericus CBS 121593 is the source of this 1332-nucleotide messenger RNA. Its product is annotated as questin oxidase family protein. The record is from RefSeq and is a predicted model, not a curated record. NCBI's taxonomy places the organism in Eukaryota, Fungi, Ascomycota, Eurotiomycetes, Eurotiales, Aspergillaceae. Gene Ontology annotation, molecular function: oxidoreductase activity. The transcript is spliced from 5 exons. Bases 1 to 1332 code for a protein of 443 amino acids.